AUGAACCGAAUCCGCUCGGCCACUGAACAAGACAUCUCCGACUCCCAGAGUUCAAGCCGACAGGGCAGAGGGAAAAUGGACGUAGCCUGGAGAUUGAAGUGGCUGGUCGCGAAAUCUCAGAAUUCCCAGGUGGAAUUGUAUUUGACAGGAAUCAAUACGUCAGCUGCUAUUGACACAAUCGACAGAAAACAGCUAAUCAAUACAUAUCACAAGGUCAUUCCACGAGACGAAUUUCGACUACUAACGAAACUUUUGACAGAAACUAACCUGGAGAUUAAGGCUGAGAUCUAUGUGAGACAGGAUCGAGAUGAAGCGAAACCACCGGCACAAUUAGACCACGAUUGCUCAACCCCGAAACCAGACGAAACGAUUUACGCAGACGAUACCGACUUUACAACGGAAGAAGAAAACGACUCAACUUGGAUUCAAGAGAACGUCACUACCAUCUUGCAGACGCAUCGACUCAAAGCAAACCCGUACAAGGCCGCAAGACCGAUAUCACAGUGA
Messenger RNA from Symsagittifera roscoffensis, 507 nucleotides. RefSeq lists its product as uncharacterized. Lineage: Eukaryota; Metazoa; Xenacoelomorpha; Acoela; Convolutidae. The record is from RefSeq and is a predicted model, not a curated record. The transcript is spliced from 2 exons. Bases 1 to 507 code for a protein of 168 amino acids.